ACGCUACGUCAAGUGCGUAAACUCUUGCGUUGAAUCAUCGUGUAGCGUAGAAACUAACAACAAACAUGGCGGACGAUCACACGGAUGCGGAUCAGAGCAUGGAAGGACACACUCCUGUUGCAGAAAAUCCCCAUGCAGAGUACGGGCUCACGGAAAACAUCCAGAGAAUAGUGGAGAGCGAGAAAGCCAACGCUGACAAAGUGCCCAAACAGAAGGUGGACCUCCAGACGCUACAGACUCUCCCUACGCGAGCGUAUCUGGAUCAGACGGUGGUGCCCAUUCUGCUCCAGGGCCUCUCGGUGCUCGCCAAGGAACGGCCUCCAAAUCCGAUCGAGUUUUUAGCGACGUUCCUCCUGAAGAACAAGUCGCAGUUCGAGGACCGGAGUUAAGCUGCUGAAGGAUCGAAAUGCAACCAUAACAUGUCAGUCACUUGUCCUUACUGUUCACUAACUCUCUGUUCUGUUUUCUUCUUUUCUUUUUUAAACGCAAUUAAAAAUGUUACAGCAGAAACAUAA
Neoarius graeffei (lesser salmon catfish) is the source of this 515-nucleotide messenger RNA. RefSeq names its product dpy-30 histone methyltransferase complex regulatory subunit (gene dpy30). The transcript is spliced from 5 exons. Lineage: Eukaryota; Metazoa; Chordata; Actinopteri; Siluriformes; Ariidae. The record is from RefSeq and is a predicted model, not a curated record. Bases 66 to 389 code for a protein of 107 amino acids. Gene Ontology annotation, cellular component: Set1C/COMPASS complex.